Molecule: messenger RNA, 911 nt
Organism: Mytilus trossulus (common blue mussel)
Lineage: Eukaryota; Metazoa; Mollusca; Bivalvia; Mytilida; Mytilidae
Exons: 2
Coding region: 137-838 (233 amino acids)
Source: RefSeq, a predicted model, not a curated record
UUAUCGUACAACAAGAAAUAGAUUUUGUUUGCACUGAUUGAAUUUCACACAGAGACAAUAUACAUAUUGAUUUAAGUAAAUAUUAAACUGAGAGUUGUGAAUUUUCAUUUGAUAAAAAGUGCAAUGAAUUACAUGUAUGACUGAUACAAGGAUGAAAAACGAAUUGGUUAUGGAUGAUUUUGAAGAUGAAGAUAUAGAUGUUCCAGUUUUGAGAUUAUAUCCGCUUCAAGAUGAAGAUGGAAAGAAGUUCACAGGAAAAAAGAACAAAUAUGUUCGAAAUGUAGUGACACCAACCAUAGCAUUCGGGAGGACUCAGUCUUUUCUCUCCGAUAGUAGUCGUUCACACACACCUGAUCGUCUGGUGUUUCCUGGACAAAAUCGACCAAAAAGUGCCGGCUGUAUGCUACGGGAGUUAAAGACACCAACAAUAGGUCGACAACGAAAUUCUAUGAGACCAGAUCUGGAACCAGAAGAAGUAAGAUAUUUACCGGAUGCACCUAAAAAAGUAUCACGUGAUGAACUUGAAACAAUUGUGUCGCGUUUGCAACGACAAACCAAUUCUGGACGUGCACGGACCGCAUUAACAAGAAGAAUUAACCAGAAAAGACUAGAGCAGUCCAAAAAUCUCCGGGUUGACUAUUUAGCAUUUGAUCCUUAUAGAUUCAGAGGUUUGCGGAGGGUUACAAAAGAUGAAAUGGACAGUAUUGUGAGUCGGUUGUCUACUUUUCCGAAUGACCGCAAACCAGCAGAAUCCGAACGCUACAGUAUCGCAAAGGAAAAUCAUGAAAAACUUGGUGUUUUAAAUAGUUAUAGAUGGAAAGGAAUUCGUAAUUGUUAAAUAUUUAAGGUAUCGUUUGUAUAAUGUGCAAUAUUGUUUUAAAGUUUAGAUUAAAAUGUUAUUUAAAUAUAAA